AGGAAUUCUAUGCUUACAUACGGGGACUUCGGCGACCCACGGCACAGUAAAGCGUCUCUGUAUGUGGAUGUCAGCUGAAAAAGCUGGAAGGCUAUCCAGGAUAGAAGAGAACCGAAGGGGAAAUGUACAGUUCUACAUGGCACGUUGAUAAUUACUUCGCGAACAGCUCUCUGAUUAUCAAGAUGGUGCGCUGCAGUUGUCAUGUGUUUGUAGCGUUGGUUGUUACUCUGGUGUUCAUUCCUGGUGUUGCAGCUCAGACAGGGGACAACGCUGGUCGACAGUUUGUCUUAGCGUACAUGGAGAACAAGGUAGAAGUUCCCACAAAUGAGCCUCUGGAACUACACGUAGCUACUCAAAAAUCGAACGUGCGGGUAACAGUAUCAGCUCCCAAAUUCACAGGGACUACUGUGAAUAGCAGUGUAUACAUGCAGAGUGAGGAUGUGCGUAUCAUCACUAUCCCAAGUUCCAUGAGGAUGGAAGGAUCGAGAAUAGAAAACAAAGCCAUCCUGGUUGAAGCCACUGAUGAUGUCAUAGUGUACGGAAUUAACAGAGAGCCUUUUUCAAACGAUGGGUUUCUGGCUCUUCCUGUCAGUGCUCUGGGACGUGAUUAUUACGUCACAACGUACAGCCCGCCCACUAUCAUGGCUGAGAUUGGAGUUGUUGCGGUCGAAGACAGCACGACACUGACAAUAUCACUGCCAACGCACACUGAUGGCCUCUCUGUUGCUUUCAAUGGGCAGACGUACGCUAAAGGACAGGAAAUACAGACAACAAUCUCUGCAUUCCAAACCCUCCAGCUUCAAAGUGUCUCCGAUUUGACGGGCACGCGAAUACGAUCGAAUAAAAACGUAGCCGUUUUCAGUGGAAACGUCCGUACAAGCGUCGGGGUAGGGGACUCUCGGGACCAUUUGGUGGAGCAGAUCCCCCCUGUCACGUCGUGGGGCUACACAUUUGCAGUGGUGCCAGUGCCGGGAAGAACGCUCAUCGGUGACCUGAUCCAGAUAAUCUCAAGGGAUAGCAACACGCGUGUUGAGAUACGGGAGGCAGGGGCUACGAUGCGCGUUCUUGAUUUCAGUAGAGCUGGCGAAAGCCAGAAUAUUACAACAUCCCCAAACGGCUACAUAUCCAUUACCUCUACCGGUGGCCCUAUAUUAGUCACUCAGAUAAUUUACAGCCAGUUGUCAAUGAGCGAGCUAUCCGACCCGGCCAUGAUAAUUGUCCCGCCAAUGCAACAGUACAAAACCAGUUAUGCUUUUGCAACGCCAACGGUAGCCGAUAGAGGAUACACCAACUACGUCUUAAUCGCUGUCCAUAAAAGUGCCAAGGACGCCAUUUUGCAUAAUAACGAGUGGCUCCAGCAAUCUAACGUUGUUCUUUGGGAAAGCAUUCCUGGAACUGAGUUAGUAGGAGCCAGUUUCAACAUAUCGUCUGGCCGACACUUUCUGUGGCAUUUCACGUACACUACCCCGUUCAUGCUGAUACUGUACGGAGCCGCAGACAAGGAGUCCUACGCAUUCCCUGCUGGUAUGAAAACCGGAGCAGUUCAGCAGCAACAAACAUGCGUGGCACCACCAAUGGUACCGGGGGAUUCGGUGGAUAACGAUUGUGAUGGACAGAUGAAUGAAGAGAAGUGUGACAAAAUGGAUAACGAUGGUGACGGGAGAGUGGACGAAGAUUGUUCUGUUGCACUAGAUUCAAAGGGUUCGGACUUUCUGGUUAUGUAUCUUAACAACGUCGUACAGGAAUUCACGGACCCUUACGACCUGGAGUUAUUCAUAGCGACAAGUUCCAACCAGCCGGUCCAGGUGGACAUCACUACACCCAGAUACGCUUUUCCUUACGUGAAAAGUUCCGAAACCGUCAACCCGAACGAAGUCAUCAGAUUUCCCAUUUCCCCGGAACUCCGAAUGGAAGGAACAGACGUUUCCAACAAAGCAAUCCAAGUUACAGCGACAGGGACAGUGGCUGUGUACGGCGUGAAUAAAAAGAAGUUUUCAGCGGACGCUUUCUUGGCCUUUCCAACCGACACAUUAGGGACUGAGUAUUACACUGUGAGUUAUGCCCCUCCUACAAUUGCAAGUGAGUUUGGUAUUGUGGGCGUGCAAGAUGGAACCUCUGUGACAAUAGAACUGCCUUCUUCAACCCGAUCUUCAAUCAGCCUAAAUCUUGGUGGUCGCACUUACAACAACGGUGACAGAUUCAGUCUUAUUCUGAAUAGAUACGACACUCUGCAUAUUCAGAAUUCGGCUGACCUUACCGGAACCCGUAUUACGUCCUCUCAGAAGAUAGCCGUGUUCAGUGGGAAUGUCAGAACCAACAUAGGCAUUGGCACGUCUCGGGAUCACCUUUCUGAACAGAUCCCUCCCGUUUCGGCGUGGGGAAAAGAGUUUGCAACGGUCCCCAUCCCCCGUAGAACGACUGGGGAUUUCUUCCGCAUCAUCGCCGCAAGAGACAACACUAAAAUAUUGCUGAGGUACAUUGAAAGUGGCGGGGUCACCAUCCAAAGGGAAUUCAUCGACAUUCAAACCGCCGGGGAUUUCGUAGAAAGGGUGGUGCCAUCCAAUGAUUAUUUAUACCUUAUUGCCAACGAGCCGGUCCUGAUGGUCCAGUUUGUUUACAGUCAGAUAUCUAACACUGAGACAGCAGACCCAUCUAUGAUAAUCGUCCCUCCCAUGGAACAGUAUGCCUUCCAGUAUAGUUUCAGCACCCCAAUAUAUUCUGGGGGAGUGGUUGGUGGGGAUUACACACACUAUGUGCUAAUGGUGGCGCCUGCGGAUCAAAUUGAUGGGAUUCUGCUCGAUAGUGAAAGACUAAGUAUCAGUAAACCUGGACUUGUAUGGACACCCAUAGCCGACACCACGUACUCGGGGACGUAUUUUAAUGUUUCAAGCGGUGUGCAUCACAUUCGCCAUAGCUCAAGCGGUGUCGCCAUGAUGGGAAUUUUGUAUGGCAAAGCAGACAGAGAGAGCUACGGUUUACCAGUGGGGAUGCAGUGUGAAAACAUUGCUUUUAGUUGCAACGCUCCACAUAUGGUAAAUGGGGAUGGACAUGACAAUGACUGUGAUGGGAGAGUGGAUGAGGAAUAUUGCGAUGGAAUUGAUAAUGAUAACGACGGAAAAAAGGACGAAGACUGUUCAGAAACUUUGGACUCGAGUGGGAGAGAAUUUGUCAUAAUGUUUAUGGAAAACUCUGUUGAAGACCCAGUGAAUAGCCCCCUAGAGAUUUACAUCGCAAACACAUAUCCAACCGUUACCGCAACAGUCAACGUGACAACGCCAUUAUUUAGCCCUGCAAUGGACGAAAGCGUCACCGUCAGCCCUACUGAAAUGAAAAGGUUGACUAUGGCCAGGACCAUUCAGACGACUGGAACAGGUAUAGCUAACACGGCAAUUCUCGUACAAGCUACCCAAGACGUUAAUGUCUACACGGUCAACAAGGAGAAAUAUUCAACUGACGGCUACCUCGCUUUUCCGACAGACGUUUUGGGAACGAAAUACUUUGCAGUGUGUUAUUAUUCCACAGGAAGCAGCAACAAUUGCCAGUUGGGUAUUGCAGCGCUGUCAGUUACUGUGGAUGUUCAGAUCGAAAUGCCGAGAGGCCGCAGUGUUCCGUUAACUGUGACGUAUAACGGGUACACAUACAGAAGCGGAGACGUGAUAAAUCUGCGAUUGACCAGAUACCAAACGUUCCAGGGCCAAUUCAGUGGUGAUCUGACUGGUGCCGAGAUAACCGCGACCCAGCCCAUUGCAGUGUUCAGUGGGAAUAUUAGAACCACUGUGGGGAAUGAAUCUAGCUACCGUGACCAUCUGGUUGAACAGAUGCCUCCUGUUGAAACGUGGGGACAAGAGUUCUUCGCUGUUCCAUCUCCAAGGCAAACCAAUGGGGACAUAUUUCGAAUAGUAGCAAGUGACCCGGCAACCCGCAUUUCAAUAUCAGGAUUUGGAUUGACCCAAGAAGAGGUUACGAUAGGGACCAGUGACUUUGUGGAAAGAUCCUUCCCUUCUGGUACAUUUGCUCAUAUUUCAAGUUCUAAGCCAGUCAUGGUGGUGCAGUUCACCAGGGGUCAAGCUGUUACCAGUGAUGUAGGAGAUCCGGCAAUGGUUCUCGUACCGCCUGUCAAACAAUGGCAGUCAGAAUACACGGUCACGUCUCCGCAGCAAGCCGGUACUGGUGCAGCAUACACCAAUUACGUCAUGGUAGUCGCGGGAAAUGCAGAUAAGGACAACAUAAAAAUCGAUGGCCAGACUUUGGCAUCUCUAAGUUCUGGUCUGUCUGGCUCCAUAAAGCGCCGUUCUCUUAGUUCUCCUGUGCAGUGGACUGCAAUUCCAGGAACUACGUACGCAGGGACUGCCUUCCAACUGCCCGCUAACGCACAGAGAGUCACCCAUUCUGGAGACUUCAUGGCUAUGGUGUACAGUGCAAGUGACAAAGAGAGCGUUGCCAUGGCAGCUGGAACACGAUUGAAGACUUUGAUACAGCCAAUUAACGGAAAUUGGGGAGCAUGGGGAGAAUGGGCCCCUUGUUCUGCGUCCUGCGAUGGAGGGAGUUACUCAAGAAGACGUGCGUGUAAUGACCCCGCCCCUAGCAAUGGCGGGGGAAAUUGUGUUGGCAGCGAUACUCACGUCCAAGUUUGUAACGAUGUCCCGUGCACAACCACGAUCGUUGGACCUCCUGGACCGCAAGGACCACCUGGGCCUAAAGGUGAAAAAGGUGCCCAGGGCCCUGCAGGACCCCCAGGGCCAAAAGGACAACGCGGGCAGCAGGGACCGGAAGGGCCAACAGGUCCUACUGGUGCUCAGGGCCCGGCAGGUAUCCAAGGCCCUCAAGGAGUAUCUGGGGUUCCAGGGGACACAGGUCCCAAAGGUGACAAAGGUGUGAGAGGCCCAGACGGUCCAGUUGGUCUUACCGGACCCACGGGUCCACAAGGCAUAACUGGACCUACAGGAUCUACAGGGGCCAAGGGGGACAAGGGCGAGCAGGGAGUGAAGGGGUCGAAAGGCGACAGAGGUGCAACUGGUAUUCAGGGCAUUAUAGGUCCAACGGGCGCCAAAGGCGACCAAGGUGUUCAAGGACUCCAAGGAUUAAAGGGCGAUAUGGGAGUAGCGGGGCCCAUGGGACCUAUGGGUCCCCCAGGAAAUAAGGAGGUGGACGAAUGCCAGACUAAUAAGGGAGGUUGCAGUCACACCUGUAUGAACUCCUACCUGUCCUAUCGCUGUGUAUGUGACGCCGGGUAUCAGCUGAACGAAGACAAGCAUUCUUGUGCCGACGUGGACGAGUGUGGCAAUGACAAUGGCGGCUGUGACCAGUUGUGUUACGACGCAGUAGGCACCUACGUCUGCGCGUGCCGGGCUGGGUUCAGACUGAGCCCCGACAGACACAGCUGUGAAGAUGUUGAUGAGUGUGCUGUCAAUAAUGGCGGGUGUAAUUCAACACAAAAAUGUGUCAACACUUUGGGGAGCCGAAGUUGCGUGAUGACCAUUUCGUCGUCUGUUGACUCCUUGGCACAAUCGCUGCAGCUGAAGGUCACAGAAUUAACGACACUCUCGGAAACCAUGUCUCAGGUUGUGAAGGACCAGACGGCCGCUCAAUCGUCUGCUCAGACCGGCAACUGUGGCUAUGAUGCUACACUAGUGAAUGGUUACCUCAUCAUCGGCAUUAUUAUAUGGCUGAUUGUGGUCACCUUAGUUCUACUGGGACUAGUUAUAUAUCUGAUUUACAAGAGGGGAAGAGACAAGAAAUGGGAGAAAACGCAGGAAAAACUCUCAAGAGAAUAUUCAUAUUCCAGAAAUUCGCCUUCGAUGUUUUCUGCAGUGAAGGCAUAUUAAUUGAAGGGUUGGCAGAUUAAACAUUUUAAACACGUUAAGCAGUAUGAACGUCUGCUUCGGCGUUUUUUUAUAGUAUUGAAUUUACUUACAAAUUGCUUAAUUGGUUAAAUGCAAAACCAUGCGUUUCACGUUUUGUGAAGUAUUAAAAAGCAAAUUACAUGUAGUUUAAAGGAAUGCCUUUCGAAAUGAUAAAUGUACAUGUAAUGCCCUCCUUAGACUGAUAUACUAAACUGUGAUAAAUUUAUCAUCACCUUUAUAGAUCUCCUAUUUGUCAAUCGUUUUUAAAUCAAUUUUGAGGAGUUAUUUAUUAUUUAUUGACUAUUCCGUCCAU
This is a messenger RNA of Lingula anatina, 6156 nucleotides long. RefSeq lists its product as uncharacterized. The record is from RefSeq and is a predicted model, not a curated record. Gene Ontology annotation, molecular function: calcium ion binding. NCBI's taxonomy places the organism in Eukaryota, Metazoa, Brachiopoda, Lingulata, Lingulida, Lingulidae.